CCUUAUUCAUGGAGCUCAUUGUUUCAACAAAACCUCAGAUCGUUCCUCUGGGAAGUAACUGGAAGGGACUCUAGGUUCUCCCUGCCCUGGGGUGGACACCAUGGACCCUCUGUUGGCUUUCCUUUGCCUGCUGUCCCUGUGCCCAGGCCUGGUGGCCAAUGCUGCUCCCUCCUGCCCUCAGAAUGUGAAUAUCUCUGGUGGCACUUUCACUCUCAGCCAUGGCUGGGCCCCUGGGAGCCUCCUCACCUACUCCUGCCCCCAGGGCAGUUAUCCAGUCCCUGCAUCGCGGCUGUGCAAGAGCAAUGGACAGUGGCAGACCCCGAAAUCCACCCUGAGAUCCAGCUGGCUCGUUAAAGCGGUCUGCAAACCUGUUCGCUGUCCAGCCCCUGUUACCUUUGAGAACGGUGUGUACACCCCUCGGCUGGGAUCCCACCCUGUGGGUGGCAACCUGAGCUUUGAGUGUGAGGAUGGCUUCACACUGCGGGGCUCGUCUGUGCGGCACUGUCGUCCCAACGGCAUGUGGGAUGGACAGACAGCCGUGUGUGACAAUGGGGCUGACCACUGUCCCAACCCUGGCAUUUCGGUGGGUGCUGUGCGGACUGGCUCCCGCUUUGGCCUUGGGGACAAGGUCACAUAUCGCUGCUCCUCGAAUCUGGUGCUGACAGGGUCUGUGGAGCGGGAGUGUUUGAACAACGGGGUCUGGAGUGGGACAGAGCCCAUCUGCCGUCAGCCCUACUCUUACGACUUCCCUGAGGAUGUGGCCCCUGCCCUAGGAACCUCCUUGUCCCACCUGCUUGGAGCCACCAAUCCCACCCAGCAGAGGAAGGAAAACCUGGGCCGUAAAAUCCAAAUCCAGCGCUCAGGUCACCUGAACCUCUACCUACUCCUGGAUGCCUCUCAGAGUGUGUCAGAGGAUGACUUUAAGAUCUUCAAGAACAGUGCUUCUCUCAUGGUGGACAGGAUCUUCAGCUUUGACAUCAAUGUUAGCGUUGCCAUUAUCACGUUUGCCUCACAGCCCAAAAUUAUCAUGUCUGUCCUGAAUGACAAAUCCCGGGAUGUGACCGAAGUCAGCAGCAGUAUGGAAAAUGUGGACUAUGCAGAUCAUAGAAACGGAACUGGGACCAACAUCUAUGAAGCCCUAAAUAGUGUCUACAUCAUGAUGAAUAACCAAAUGCAGCGUCUUGGUAUAGAAAGCAUGGGCUGGAAGGAAAUCCGACAUGCCAUCAUUCUUCUGACAGAUGGAAAGUCCAAUAUGGGUGGCUCUCCUAAGCCAGCGGUUGACAACAUCAGAGAAAUGCUAAACAUCAACCAGAAAAGGAAUGACUACCUAGACAUCUAUGCCAUUGGGGUGGGAAAGCUGGAUGUGGACUGGAGAGAAUUGAAUGAGCUGGGGUCCAAGAAGGAUGGUGAGAGACAUGCCUUCAUCCUGCAGGACACACAGGCUCUGCAGCAGGUCUUUGAGCACAUGUUGGAUGUCUCCACGCUCACUGACACCAUCUGUGGAGUGGGGAACAUGUCAGCCAAUGCCUCCAACCAGGAGAGGACACCCUGGCAUGUCAUUAUUAAGUCCAAGAGUCAGGAGACCUGUCGGGGGGCUCUCAUCUCUGACCAGUGGGUCCUGACAGCAGCUCACUGCUUCCACAAAGCUAAGGACCAUUCCCUGUGGAGGGUCAACGUGGGUGAUCCAGACUCCCAGUGGGGCAAAGAAUUCCUUAUUGAGGAGGCAGUGAUCCCCUCAGGGUUUAAUGUCUGUGCAAAGAAGGACCAGGGAAUCUUGGAAUUCUACGGUGAUGACAUCGCCCUGCUGAAGCUGGCCCAAAAAGUGAAGAUGUCCACCCAUGCCAGGCCCAUCUGCCUUCCCUGCACCAUGGAGGCCAAUAUGGCUCUGCGGAAACCCCAAGGCAGCACUUGUCAGGACCAUGAAAGAGAACUUCUGAACCAACAGAGCAUUCCUGCUCAUUUUGUGGCCUUGAAUGGGAGCAAACUGAACAUUAACCUCAAGACAGGGCCACAGUGGACAAGCUGUAUCCAGGUUGUCUCUCAAGACAAAAAAACGUUCCCCAACUUAACAGAUGUCAGAGAGGUGGUGACAGAUCAGUUCCUGUGUAGUGGGACUCCAGGGGAUGAGAAUCCCUGCAAAGGAGAAUCUGGGGGAGCAGUUUUCCUUGAACGGAGAUUCAGGUUUUUCCAGGUGGGCCUGGUGAGCUGGGGUCUCUACAACCCUUGUUUUGGCGCCACCAACAAAAAUUCCCGCAAAAAGGCUUCCCCUGGCGUCCCAUCGCCCCGGGACUUCCACAUUAAUCUUUUCCGCCUGCAGCCCUGGCUGAGGCGGCACCUGGAGGGCGUUCUGAACUUUUUGCCCCUUUAACAAUGGCCACGGACUCCUUUUGCUCUCCUGCCAGGAUCUGCUCCCAUCUCCUACCUCUGAAUGUUCACCCUCAGACCCCAUGACCCAUCCUCACUCCUACCUGCGUAAAUCCUGGGCUCCAGAGGCCAGAGGCAGUACACACAGCUGGGGAAUCCCCAAGGCUGGUGCCCGCAGGAUUGCCCAUGCUCAAAUCCCUACCCCC
Molecule: messenger RNA, 2570 nt
Organism: Castor canadensis (American beaver)
Lineage: Eukaryota; Metazoa; Chordata; Mammalia; Rodentia; Castoridae
Gene: C2
Product: complement C2
Biological process (GO): response to bacterium; proteolysis; complement activation
Cellular component (GO): extracellular exosome; extracellular region
Molecular function (GO): serine-type endopeptidase activity
Source: RefSeq, a predicted model, not a curated record